This is a messenger RNA of Chenopodium quinoa (quinoa), 786 nucleotides long. RefSeq names its product pro-resilin-like. Bases 1 to 786 code for a protein of 261 amino acids. Lineage: Eukaryota; Viridiplantae; Streptophyta; Magnoliopsida; Caryophyllales; Amaranthaceae. The record is from RefSeq and is a predicted model, not a curated record. The transcript is spliced from 4 exons.
AUGCCGUAUAUGUACAGUACAACUCUAAUCAUACAAGUCAAAUCAUUAUUCUACAAUGAUGAUCUUGUAGCCUUAGCCUGCGUCGCAUCAUUGGCAGGUGGUGUUCCAGGACCGGAACUUGGUGCACCGGGGAAUGGAAAGAUUGGGAACUUAGGGUGUGGGAAAGGAAAUGAAGGGAAUCCAGGACCGGAACUUGGUGCACCUGGGAACGGGAACUUAGGGUGUGGGAAUGGAAAUGAUGGGAAGCCAGGACCGGAACUUGGUGCACCAGGAUGUGGGAAUGGAAAUGAAGGGAAGCCGGGACUGGAACUUGGUGCACCGGGCCAUGGGAACCUAAACCCGGGGCCAGGGUGUGGGAAAGGGAAUCGAGGAUGUGGGAACCCGAACCCAGGCCGCCCAAACCCCCAUUCCGGGUUUGCAGCUUCAGUCUUUUGUUCUAGGGCAAAUGUUGUUUUUGCUAGGAAAAGAGUAAAGAGAAUAGCUAAUAAGGUUGAAGGGUUUGGAAUGAAGGUUGAAGGGACCAUUGGUGGUCCAGGAUUUGGAAAAUUAAAUCCAGGGCCAGGUUGUGGGAAUGAAGGGAAUCCAGGCCCAUCGUUGUUUGGUGGUCCAGGGAUUGGAAAAUUAAAUCCAGGGCCAGGAUGUGGUAAUCCAAUAGGUAAUCCAGAACCACCGCCACCGUUUGGUGGUCUAGGGAUUGGAAAUUUAAAUCCAGGGCCAGGUUGUGGUAAUCCGAUAGGUAAUCCAGGACCACCGCCACCGCUUGGUGGUCCAGGCAGGUUGUGGUAA